Molecule: messenger RNA, 2697 nt
Organism: Trypanosoma theileri
Lineage: Eukaryota; Euglenozoa; Kinetoplastea; Trypanosomatida; Trypanosomatidae
Exons: 1
Coding region: 1-2697 (898 amino acids)
Source: RefSeq, a predicted model, not a curated record
AUGCCUCUUUUGCGAGCGUGGGAGGCGUUUCAGCCUGAUGGACGACUGGAGGUUUCGCUCUGCAAUACAUCCGGUCCAGAUGCGGAUGCCUCUUCUGUUAUUUAUUCCCUUCGUUCCUCACAUCCAUCGUACUUUGCAGUGAUAGGCGCGGAACUCCCUGAUGGGGUACUACUACCGGGUGAACGCCGCACUAUUUUGUUAGAAUUACGCCCAGAGAGUUUAAAAUGGUGGGGUAGUAGUGCAAACAGCAGUAGUAGUAAUUGGAAACAACAGACAAUGAAUAGCACAGGGACAGCAUUGGCGGAGAUAUCUCUCUGGGGACUUCCCAGUAUGCACAGUCAAACAAGUCCAACCAACAGUGCCCCUAUAUCCGUGAGGGAAUUUCAAUGGUCGCAGUUAUCACAGCCUUAUGCCUCAUCACCCAUUCAACAUCAAUUGCAGUCUUUUGGAAGGGUGAAUAGUAGUAAUAAUGAUAAUAAUACCUCACCUGCUGCUGCUGUUACUACGACUACUACUACUACUACUGCUGUUACUACUGCCCAAAAUAGUUGUAGUAAUAGAGAAGAAAAAAGUAGUGUGAUGCUGUUAGCAGAUUCUGAUGUAUACAAACCAAGACGUGUGGAAAAUACUAAAACGUUUAAGGAGUUAGGACCACCUAUGGAUCGUCAGCGGGAAGUAGAAAGAGCACAAGGUCUUAAUGAAAGUGUACAUGGAGAACAUAAUACAAGUGAUAGUAUAAAAUGUAUUACACCAUUAAAUCGCAGUCCACAACUUACAUCGGAAUCAUCUUUUACGGAAAAUACAAUUGUGGAGGGUAUUACACACACUGUUGAUACUCCUCGAGAUAAUAGUAUUCCUAGUACUACCAAAAGUGGAAGGCUUCCUUCAAGAGGACGUUAUAAUAAUGGAGAAAACACGGAUAGUGAUAUGGAUCAAGUGAAAGAUAGCAUCGAUAGUAAUAAAAAUAAUGUUUAUGAAUACGUAGAUACUCCAAUAUCUAUACAAGAGAGUAAUAAAGUCCUGUCAACAUGGAGAACAAGUGAUCCAUUGUCUGAAGCAGUACAUCAAAAUGAUAAAUCUAUAUCUGAUACGGAAUCUGCUGUACAUUCAACAACUCCUGUAAAAGACUUAAAAAGUCCAUCUAGGUCUGGCAGCCCUAAAGGUGAUCCAUACUUUUUUAUAUACUAUGAACGUCUUGGUGAUGAAAGUGGUUGUUUAAAUGCAGCUAAUAAAUGGUUAAAGACUGAACGGGUGAAAUAUCUUUCCUGGCAAGAAAAAUUACGUCAAAACAUGCAGCAACAAGGUGUUGAUGAAUAUAAUUGUAUACCACCUGCACUUGGUGAACCUGUACGAUGGCUUAGUAAUGUGAAGGGUAUUAAUGCACGAUCUGGAUCACUUUAUCAUGGCCGUAAACCAUACAGUCGCAGUUCUGCUAAAAUGUUUAAAUCCUCUCGUAAAGGUGGAGGUUGUGUUUUACUUCCUUCUCGUUUUAGUCGUUCUGCGGCUUUUGCAGCUCUUGCGACGGCGGCAACUUCUACUACUUCUGCUAUUCCAAAUGUACCGCAGGAUAAUGGAGUGGAGAUGUUGAGUAGUGGAUCUGAAAAGACCUCUCAAGAAGAGGAUGGUCGUGCUGGUCGUGCUGGACAGGGAUUGGCAUUAUUUGAUUUAUCUGAAACUAUUCAUAAACAGAACGGCAAGAAUUAUAAUAAUGGACGUACGAGUAUUGGUGGUUACACUGCUGAUACAAGACGACCUGGGGACGUUGGCGAUGUUUUCUCUCCAAAUAAUAAUAAUAAUCAUUCCAGUGAUCAACUGUCUACCUCACAGUUUUCGAAUGAAAACUCCUUAUUGACAUCUUCUCGGAAUGAACAGGCCUUGGAGGUAUCUCGGAAGUUACUGACGGGAUCGGAACUCACCGCGCAAUCACUUCCACAGUUUUCUCCAGCUACAGUUCCCACAACAUUUCAUCAUCGUACAGAGACGGAGGGAACUGUGCAAAUGUUAGAUCAAACCGUCCGUGGAGAGAGUAGUACGGAUUGUGUAAACAUAUCUCAAUCUCAUCUUCAGUCUCAUUCUUUCUCUACAAAUCACUCUCAGUCUCAGUCUCAAUCGGAGUCUCAGAAGGGAGGAGAAGUGUCAAGCAAGAAAUCGAAUGCUUUAGGCAGUACAACAACGUCCUCAACGAUGCAAGAAGUCCGCAAAAGUAAUUUCUUAGAAGGACUUAUGGGUAGUUUCUUAGGAUUCCCGCAGGAUAAUAACAAUAAUAUUAAUAUAACACCAAGAGAAAUAGAUGCAAUGUUGCCAAAGAGACGUCCAUCUACAUCUGUGGAUAAGGGACUUGGUAAUUCACAGGCGAGAAAAAGUUCUGUUCCAGUGUUGUCAAGACGAGUCUCAUCUCAGAUGAAUAGGAGAAGUGCACGAAUGUAUGAUUUACGCAUUGCUAAAUUAGCUGGAGCUAUUCGAUCCUUUCUCUGUAGAUCUGCCCCAUUACUUCAGACAGCCAUAGAUGGAGCUGUAACGACCUUUUCAAGUAGUGCACAACUUAUUGGGGGAUUACUAGAAGACUCUGCAGAUAUUCUUGUGGUUGUGGGUAUCCCUAUACUUCUACUCUUAUCACUAUCUCUUCUCUGGAUGGUGUUUGGUGGUAUGGGUGAUGAUGAUUAUAUUACCGUCAGCGCGAUGGGUCCUUUUGUAUAA